Messenger RNA from Trichosurus vulpecula (common brushtail), 5129 nucleotides. It is a transcript of the gene TTF1, whose product is annotated as transcription termination factor 1. The transcript is spliced from 12 exons. NCBI's taxonomy places the organism in Eukaryota, Metazoa, Chordata, Mammalia, Diprotodontia, Phalangeridae. The record is from RefSeq and is a predicted model, not a curated record. Bases 270 to 4394 code for a protein of 1374 amino acids.
GGGCGCUUCCUGGAGAGAGUGAAAGCUGGUCGUGGUUAGCGACCUAGUAGUCAAAGUGAGUUGGGCGGCGUUUCUGGACCCGUGUCGGUGUCCCGAGUGCAGAGCACGUUGGAAUUUGCAGAUGAGAGGGUGAUAGGCAGAAUUAAGUUUGAUAACCUAGAAGCCACUUGCCCAGAAGCACACAGACAUAUGGAAAGAAUAGAGGCCGAGGUUCCCAUUAAUCAUUCUCAUCACUAGAUGUGCCCAGUGUUAGGAAGCUACUGAACAGAAUGGAUGAAGAAUCUGGCAGAUUUCAAAUUAAUACUCCAGAUUUUGUGAAGAAAAAACACAGAGAGAGUUCUGAAACUGAGGGAAAGAAUAACGAAUUUAACAGGGAAGAUCUCAAUGACUCUCUCCUGCUCUUUGAUGAACCAUCUCAAAGGACAACGGACCAAGCAGAUUCUCAGUUCCUCAGUUCUACUUGUACCAGAUCAGAAAUUUGCAGUGGUAAUGAAAUCCUAAAGGAUGUCACUACAACCAAAAAAAGAAAAAAGAAAAAAGUAGUCACCUGUGAUAUACAGGAGGAAAUGGGGGUAAUAUGUGUCCUUGUGAAUAAAGAAAAUAUUGCAAAUAUGGAAAGGGAGAAUUUUAGAAAAGAUGUUGAUGUUGUUUACAUAGAUAAGAAAAAAGGGAAAGUGUUUCCAAGAUCAAAUGAAAAAGAUGAACUGCAUUCAAUUUCUGAAGCUGAUAAAAAUGAGUUAAAAGAUCCAGAUCCCAAAUUUAAGGACAAACUCCAUAAAGUCAGUAGUAGGAAGGGAAAUUUCAAUGAUAUACAGAAGAGCUCUCAUGAGAGCUUCCAUUCCCAAGAGCAAGAAUCUACCUUUUGUUUAGAAAGAGGUGAGAUUGGCGAACCAUUAGUAUCUACUGAUACAGUGAGAUUGUCAAAGUCCCAGAACAAAAGCAAAAGGUCUUCAAAUAAAAACCAUGUGAAAUCUAAGGAUAUUUCCACAUCUGAUGAAAACCUUGUGACCAUGCACACCAAUGGGACACAAGUGGUCAAUGAAGUUAGUGCAUUAGAGGAUGAUAGGACCCUUGAGGAAGAUAGAGUAAAAUCUGUCAAGAAAAACAAAAAAAAGGAUAAGACCUCACAUGAAACUGAUCAGGUGACUGUUCAUGAGUUUUCAGUGCCCCAUGUGAGCUCUGUAGGUGACCAAAUGAAAACAGGCAAUAGUGUUAGUAAUGUGGACACUCUGCAGGGUGAUAGCACCUUUAGUGAAUGCAAUACAGAAUUGGUCAGAAAAAAGAAAAAGAAGCAAAACACUUCAUCUAAAAAUGAUCAAGCACUUGCUGACAAUUUUUCAGUGCCUACGAUGAACUAUGUGGAUAUGCCUUCUGACCAAGUACUUGGGGUAGCUAAUGACAUUGAGACUUGGGAGGGCAAUGGCACCUUUAGUGAAAGUAAUGUGGAAUCUGUCAGGAAAAAGAAAAAAAAGAGAAGGACUUCAAAUAAAAAUGAUACAGUGCCUAUGGAUGAUUUUUCAGUGCCUGAUAUGAACUCUCUGGAUAUACCAUCCAAUAGUGUUAAUAGUAUGAAGACUGUAGAGGGAGAUAGCAUCCUCAGUGAAAGCAAUGUGGAACCCGUAAGAAAAAAGAAAAAGAAGCAUAAGACUUCAUCUAGAAAUGAUAGAGCAACUGCUAAUGAUUUUUCAGCGCUUGAGAUGAGUUCUACGAAUGUGCCUUCCAACCAAAUCGAAGUGGUUGGUGUAGCUGAUUGUAGCAUUGAGACUCUUGAGGAUGAUAGCACCCUUGUGGAAUCUGUCAGGAAAAAGAAAAGAAAGAGAAAGAGAGAGAGUUCACAUAAAAAUAAGCCUUGUACAAGCUCCGUGGAUGUGCCAUCCGACCAGAUGGAAAAAACCAGUGUUAACGUUGAAACUUGGGAGGAUGGUAGCACUUUUAAUGAAAGCAAUGGGGAAUCUAUCAGAAAAAAGAAAAAGAAGCGAAAGAUUUCCACCGAAAAUGAUCAGGCACCUGCUGGUGACUUUUUAGUGUCUGGUCCAAGCUCUGUGGAUUGGCCUUUUGACCAUAUGAAAUUGCACGAUAAGAUUAAUAACAGUGAGACUCUGGAGAAUAAUGAUGCACACAUUGAAAGCAUUGGGGAAUCUGUCAGAACAAAGAAAAAGAAGCAAAAGUCUUCAUCAAAAAAUGAUCAGGCACCUGCUGGUGACUUUUCUGUACCAUGUACAAAUUCUGUGGAUAGGUCUUCCAAACAAGACCAAAUAAAAACUGGUGAUAGUGUUAACAAUAAGGCUGUGGAGGGUGCUGUCAACCUUAGUGAAAGCAAUGUGGAAUCCAGGAAAAAGAAAAAAAAGCAAAAGACCUCAGCUAAAAAUGAGCAGGGAUCUGCUGGUGACUUUUCAGUACCUGGUCCAAGCUCUGUGGAUAGGUCUUCUAACCAUGUGAAAACAAACAAGAUUAAUAACACUGAGUUCCUGGAAAGUGAUGGAACCCUUAUUGAAAGCAACGGGGAAUUUGUCCGGAAAAAGAAAAAGAAGGCAAAGACUUCAACUAAGGAACAGGGAUUGGGUGAUGAUUUUUCAGCUCCUGACAUGAGCUCUGUGGCUAACCCUUCUGACCUUAAGGAAAUAGGUAAUAGGUUUAGCACUGAGACUGUGGAGACUGAGAACACCCUUAACAAUGGGGAGUCUGUCAGGAAAAAGAAAAGAAAGCAAAAGCCUUCAGCUAAAAAUGAGCAGGCCCUCACUAAAGACUACUCAGUACCUGGUCCAAGCUCUGUGGAUGGGCCUUCUGACCAGGUAAAGACAGGUGGUGCUGUUAACAACACUGACACCUUGGAGGGUGAAAGUACUCUUAAUGAAAGCAAUGUGGAGUCUGGAAGGAAAAAGAAAAGAAAGAGAAAAACUUCAACUACAAAGGAUCAAGAACCUGUGGAUGACUCUUCAGUUCCUGGUAUGAGCUCUAUGGAUGCACCCUCUGGCCAAAGAAAAGCAAUCCACAGAACUGAUAACAUGACAAAUUCAGAGAGUGGUGACACUCUUGAUGAGAGAGGGAAAGACACCAGGAGAAAGAAGAAGAAGAAAGAAUCUCACUCAGAAAAAACAAAUGUAGAAAUUGAGGAGAGGUUAGUAUCUACAAAUGAGGAAAGAAGGAACUUGGAAGAAGCUGACAAUUCAGAUUUGGAAAAUUUGUCUGAGAGUUUGAUAGAUCUAGAUGUUGACUUGGAUACUGCAGUAAAGAAGCUCCAAGAGUUUAUUCCUAAUGUGAAGGAAAGAGCCCCUGCUACAAUAAAGCGAAUGUAUAGGGAUGACUUAAAACGGUUUCAGCAAUUUAAAGAACAAGGUAUGCCUAUUAAAUUUGGCAAAUUUUCUGCAAAGGAAAAUGAACAACUACGGAAAAAUGUGGAAGAUUUUUUAGCACUGACUGGAAUUGAGACUGCGGACAAACUGCUGCAUACAGACAGAUAUCCAGAGGAGAAAUCUGUUAUCACAGACUUAAAAAGAAAGCACCAAUUUAGGUGCCACAUUGGUGAAGGUAUUCCCCGGCCAUGGAAAUUAGUAUAUUAUAGAGCAAAAAAAAUGUUUGAUAUCAACAAUUAUAAAGGCAGAUAUAGUAAAAAGGACACUCAGAAGUUAAAGAAGUACCAGUCCAUACAUGGAAAUGAUUGGAAAAAGAUUGGUGAGAUGGUGUCCCGCAGUAGCCUCUCUGUGGCACUGAAAUUCUCUCAGAUUAGCAAUAAGAUAAAUCGUGGUCCUUGGAGUAAAGCAGAAACUCGCAGACUAAUUAAAGCUGUUGAAGAGGUGAUUCUAAAGAAGCUGUCACCAAAGGAGUUGGAAGACAUAGACUCUCGGCUCCAAGAAGACAGUUCCCCAGAAUCUUUAUCAAUUUUGCGGAAACAGCUCUACCAGGGCAUAUCUUGGGUAGAAGUAGAAGCCAAAGUAGAGACGAGAAAUUGGAUGCAGUGUAAAAGUAAGUGGCCUGAAAUUCUAACCAAGCGGAUGACCAAUGGGAAGGUUGUGUACCGUGGGACAAAUGCUCUGCGUGCCAAAAUCAACCUUAUUGAAAGGUUGUAUCAAACAAAUGCACAAGAAGCUAAUGAAGUUAAUUGGGAAUACGUUGCUGGUGCCAUUGGAGAUGUUCCUCCAUCCUAUGCUCAAUCUAAGUUUUACAAACUGAAAGCUACCUGUGUCCCUCUUUGGCAGAAGAAGACCUUCCCAGAAAUCAUAGACUUCCUCUAUCAAACCAGCCGCCCACUACUGGAACAGAGGUUAAAGAGGAAGCUGGAGAAGGAAGGCACAACUGUCCAGGAACCUGAGGUGCCAAGGCAGUCAUUUCGAUUCAAGGACAUCUUUUUUUGUGAAAGUGACAGCGAAGAAGAAGAUAGAGAAGAAAGCAGCUAAACUGGGGUCACACACAAGUCCCUUUUUUAUGUUUCUAAUUUAUUGCACUGCUCAUAGUCUUUUAGCUAUUUUCAGAAUUGUCAUCCUGUGAAGAAUGGAUAAUGACCAGGGAAGGGUUGGGAUUUCGAGGUAGGAGAGACCCUUAAAGUGUCUUCUAAUCCUCUCAUUUUACAGGUGCAGAAACUGAGGCCCCAUGAGGUAAGGUCACCUUACUGAGGCAAUGUGGUAAAUCUAGGAGAAAAAGAAAAUUUACUAGCAAUGUAACCAGGCUUAAUUUCCUCGUGUGUAAAAUGAGAAUAAGAAUACUUGCACUCCCUAUCUCCCAGAGUUGUUGUGGAGAGAGUACUCUGUAAAAUUGCCAAUUGUUAGCCAUAUAAAAUGGUUUUUUAAUUAUUGUUCAGUGUCUUGAUUUUAAUCUGAUAAAGUGGCUUUUUACUAAAAAAUCUUAUAUUUUAGGUCAUUAGAUAGUUUAAUAUAUUUGUAUCUUAGGUUAUCAUGAAAAUAUUAUUUGUGUUGUUUUAAAUUUGAUAUCCCUCACAAAUGGAGUGCGACCAAUUUGUACUGCUAAUGUAUUGAACAAUAUCUUCAGGUUUUUUUUAAAUGUAUAGAUGGUUCCUUGUACCUUUCAUUGUAGUUAAUGAAACAAGUAUAAAAUCUAUUAGAUGAAGAUUUUUAAUCUUGUAGUGAAAGUGCAUGUAUGCUUGAUUUAAGGAGCACUGUUGGAGAUUAUUUCAU